AUGUGUUCAGCUAAUUAUGUUCCCCCUCAAUCUCAUGACAUGGGCUUCAAAGAGGCGCUAAUUCUCCAUCAUUUGACUAUUAAUCGUGUUGAUACCGAUCUUGUCCUUUCCACCCUUUCCAUCAAGCCUCCCAUUACGAAUAGGUAUAAUAUGUUACAUGGAGGGGUGGUGGCAUCAAUUGCGAGUAUUGUGGGAUUGGUAGCUGUAAAGACGGUUGCUGCAGAUAAGGUGUGCUGGCAGAUUGAAAUGAGCAUGUCUUACCUCUCUGCUGGACUGACUUGCGCGUGUAAUCUACCAGGUCUAGAGUCCGUUAAGGAUUAUGAUUUAGUCUCCACCUUACGUGCCUGUCCAUUCUCCUCCCAAACCGGUCAAUCUGCUGUUAGAUGCCAACGAACUAGAGCUCAUGGAGAAACUAGGCGUGGAGAGGUGAUAGUUUAUCAUUUGGAACAGAGCGAGAAGCGAGAGGUGUCAUCGUUGACUGCAAAGUUUAAGGGAGGAAACAUCUCAUCGCUGACUACAGUGUACAUGCAGGAACCCUCACCUCGCUUGCUGGCUGCAGAGUUUAUGGCGGAAGAGGGAGACGUGGUAUGCGAAGGAGGAGGGUAG
This is a messenger RNA of Cryptomeria japonica (Japanese cedar), 606 nucleotides long. RefSeq lists its product as uncharacterized. The transcript is spliced from 2 exons. Gene Ontology annotation, molecular function: fatty acyl-CoA hydrolase activity. Lineage: Eukaryota; Viridiplantae; Streptophyta; Pinopsida; Cupressales; Cupressaceae. The coding region runs from base 1 to 606 and encodes 201 amino acids. The record is from RefSeq and is a predicted model, not a curated record.